Messenger RNA from Canis lupus familiaris (dog), 2943 nucleotides. It is a transcript of the gene ITIH4, whose product is annotated as inter-alpha-trypsin inhibitor heavy chain 4. Lineage: Eukaryota; Metazoa; Chordata; Mammalia; Carnivora; Canidae. Gene Ontology annotation, molecular function: serine-type endopeptidase inhibitor activity. The record is from RefSeq and is a predicted model, not a curated record. Gene Ontology annotation, biological process: hyaluronan metabolic process.
GCAUGUACUAAUUCAUUCCCCACUUCCUCUGAAGUUCAGAAGCAACCUGCUAGCCCCUGGGGCCAAGAUGAAGGCUUCGGGCCUUGGCUGCACCUGUGGCAUCACGCUGGUCCUACUCUCGCUGCUGGCUGUCCUCCACGCGACCACUGCCCAAAAGAAUGACAUCAGCAUCUACAGCUUCACCGUGGACUCCAAGGUCUCGUCCAGAUUUGCCCACACAGUCGUCACCAGCAGGGUGGUCAACAGGGCCGAAACUGUGCAGGAGGCCACCUUCCAGGUGGAGCUGCCCAAGAGAGCCUUCAUCACCAACUUCUCCAUGAUCAUCGAAGGUGUGACCUACCCAGGGAACAUCAAGGAGAAGGCUGCGGCCCAGGAGCAGUACAGUGCAGCUGUGGCCAGGGGAGAGAGUGCUGGCCUCGUCAAGGCCACUGGAAGAAAGACGGAGCAGUUCCAGGUGUCGGUCAACGUGGCUCCAGCUGCCAAGGUCACCUUCGAGCUGGUGUAUGAAGAGCUGCUCAAGCGGCAAUUGGGAGUGUAUGAGCUGCUGCUCAAAGUCCAGCCCCAGCAGCUGGUCAAGCACCUGCAGAUGGACAUUCACAUCUUCGAGCCUCAGGGCAUCAGCUUUCUGGAGACCGAGAGCACCUUCAUGACCAGCGAACUGGCAAAUGCCCUCACCAUCUCGCAGAACAAGACCAAGGCUCACAUCCAAUUCAAGCCGCAAAAGACAGCGGGACAGCUGGACAAAGUCCUGGAUGGCAACUUCAUUGUCCGCUAUGACGUGAACCGGACCCUCUCUGGAGGCUCCAUUCAGAUCGAGAAUGGCUACUUUGUGCACUACUUUGCUCCCGAGGGCCUGCCCACGAUACCCAAGAAUGUGAUCUUUGUCAUUGACAAAAGCGGCUCCAUGAGUGGCAGGAAGAUCCAGCAGACCCGAGAAGCCUUAAUCAAGAUCCUGGAUGACCUCAAGCCCAACGACCAGUUCAAUCUCAUCAGCUUCAGUGGGGAUGUGACUCACUGGAAGCCACUGCUGGUGCCAGCCUCGCCUGAGAACGUGGACCAGGCCAAGAGAUAUGCUGCCAACAUUGAGGCCCAUGGAGGGACCAACAUCAACGAUGCAAUGCUGACGGCCGUGCGGCUGCUGCAGAGUGCCAACCAGAAGGAGCUACUGUCAGAUGGGAGUGUCUCCCUUAUUAUCCUGCUCACCGAUGGUGACCCCACCGUGGGGGAGACCAGCCCUGCAAGGAUCCAGAAGAACGUGCAGAAAGCUAUAGAUGGUCAGUACAGCCUUUUCUGCCUGGGCUUUGGCUUCGAUGUCAGCUAUGUCUUCCUGGAAAAGCUGGCACUGGACAAUGGUGGCCUGGCUCGGCGUAUCUAUGAGGACUCGGACUCUGCCCUGCAGCUCCAGGACUUCUACCAGGAAGUGGCCAACCCAUUGCUGACAGCGGUGACCUUUGAGUACCCAGACAAUGCUGUGGACAAGGUCUCACAGGACAAUUUCCGGCUCCUCUUCAAAGGCUCCGAGAUCGUCGUGGUCGGGAAGCUCCGGGACCAGAGCCCUGAUGUGCUCUCAGCCAAAGUCAGAGGGCAGCUGCACAUGCAGAACAUCACCUUCCAAACGGAGUCCAGUGUUGCAGAGCAGGAGAAGGAGUUCCAGAGCCCCAAGUACAUCUUCCACAGCUUCAUGGAGAGACUCUGGGCAUACCUGACCAUCCAGCAACUGCUAGAGCAAAUGGUUUCAGCGUCCGGUGCUGAGAAGCAGGCCCUUGAGACACGAGCUCUGAACUUGUCACUCAGCUACAGUUUUGUCACUCCCCUCACAUCCAUGGUGGUCACCAAACCUGAAGGUGAACAACGGUCUGAAGUUGCUGAGAAGCCUGUGGAAACAAGAAACAAACACAAGAACUUUUAUACCAGUCAUCAUUCUUUCUCUAGAUUUCCUGUGGGAGACACAAUGCACAGAAAAACAGGAGGCAUCUAUGCAGACUCUGUCCUCACUGAAAGAAGAGGCUAUAGAGGACAAGCUGGACCUUCCAGGAGGAUACCUAGUGACCCAUGGAGAGACUCCAGACUCCGAGGACCUCCUAAUGCUCCUCUUUAUCCACUCUACCAUACGCCUGGGGAACCAGACAUGAUGUUGGCCCCCUCCAUUCCCGGUGAAGUGCUUCAAGAACGAGCCAAGGUAACCUCAUCUCCAGCCCCCAUCCAGGCGCCUCCGGUCAUUCUGAUGCUGCCUGGACAGAGUGUGAACCGCCUCUGUGUGGACAUCAAGCACUCUCAGGGGCCAAUGAAGCUGCUCUCAGACCCUGACCAAGGGAUUGAGGUGACCGGCCAGUAUGAGACAGAGAAGGAACAGUUCUCAUGGAUCGAGGUGACCCUCAAGAACCUCCAGCUGCAGGUCCGCGCCUCCCCUGAGCACGUGGUAGUGACUCAGAACCGAAGAAACUCUGCCUACAAGUGGAAGGAAACGCUGUUCUCCAUGAUGCCUGGCCUCAAUAUGACCAUGGACAAGACGGGGCUCCUGCUGCUCAGCAGCGCAGACAAAGUGACCGUUGGUCUGCUACCCUGGGACGGCCCUGGAGAGGGGCUCCGGCUCCUUCUGCGGGACACCGACCGAUUCUCCAGCCACGUCAAUGGGACCCUUGGCCAGUUUUACCAGGAUGUGCUCUGGGGGCCCCCAACAGAGGCCGAUGACAGCAAGCGAACACUGAGGGUUCAGGGCCGUGACUACUCUGCCACCAGAUUGGUCAAGCUGGAUUACCAAGAAGGAUCCCCAGGAACAGAGAUUUCCUGCUGGUCUGUGGAGCUGUAGUUAUGUGGGAGGGGUUAAGCCCACCCCCCAUGCCACAUGACUAUGACCAGAGGGCCGCCCGUGGGGCCUGGGCUGGGACAGGGAGCAAUAUUUUAACUCAUUACAAAUAAAGAAAGGUGCUGUAAUCCCAGGCA